This is a messenger RNA of Penaeus vannamei (Pacific white shrimp), 1440 nucleotides long. The record is from RefSeq and is a predicted model, not a curated record. NCBI's taxonomy places the organism in Eukaryota, Metazoa, Arthropoda, Malacostraca, Decapoda, Penaeidae.
ACAGAGAGACAGACAGACAGAGAGAGAGGACAGACAGACAGAGAGAGAGAGAAGCAGGCAGCAGCAAGCAACAGCAGAAGAAGCAGCAGCAGAAGCGGCAGAGAAGCAACACAGAAGCAGCAGCAGCAGCUAAGCGGCAGCAGAAUGCAGACAGCAGAAGCGCGCAGGCAACAGCAGAAGCAGAAGCAACAAGCAGAAGCAGCCAGCAAAGCGGCAGCAGCAGAGCAACAGUCAGAAGCAGCAGAAAAGCAAAAACAGCAGAAGCAGCAGAAAAGAAGCGAACAGCAGAAAGCAGCAGAGCAGAAAGCAGAGCAGGCAGCAACAGCAGAAGCAACAGCAGAAGCGGCAGCAGGAAAGCAACAGCAGAAGCAAACAGCAGAAGCCAACGCAGCAAAGCAGCAGAAGCAAGAAUUAACAGCAGAAAGCAAAGCAGCAGAAGCGGCAGCAGAAGCAACAGCAGAAGCAACAGAAGCAACCAGCAGAAGCAACAGCAGAAACAACAGCAAAGCGCAGCAGAGCAACAGCAGCAGCAGCAGAAAGCGGCAGCAGAAGCAAACAGCAGAAGCAACAGCAGAAGCGGCAAGCAGAGCAACAGCAGAAGCACAGCAGAAAACAACAGCAGAAGCGGCAGCAGAAGCACAGCAAGAAGCAACAGCAGAAGCGGCAGCAGAAGCAACAGCAAAGCAAACAGCAGAAGCCAGCAGCAGCAGAAGCAACAGCAGAGAGCAACAAGCAGAGCCGGCCAGCAGAGCAGAAACAACAGCAGAAAGAAGCGGCAGCAGAAGCAACAGCAGAAGCGGCAGCAGAAGCAACAGCAGAAGCAACAGCAGAAGCGGCAGCAGACAGCACAGAAGCGCAGCAGAACGAGCAGAAGCAACAGCAGAGACAACAGCAGAGCAGCAGAAAGCGGCAGCAAGCGCCACAGCAAAGCAACAGCAGAAGAAGCAGCAGAAGCAACAAACAACAGCAGCAGAAUUAACAGCAGAAAGACAACAGCAGAAGCAACAGCAGAAGCAGAAGCAGCAGAAGCACAGCAGAGCAACAGCAGAAAGCAACAGAGAAGCGGCAAGAAUAACAGCAGAAGCAACAGCAGAAAAGCAGACAGCAGAAGCAGAGCAAGCAGGCAUUAACAGCAGCCAACAGCAGAAGCGGCAGCAAAGCAACAGCAGAAGCAACAGCAGAAGCAAGCAGCAAAGCAGAAAAAGCAAACAGCAGAAGCAACAGCAGAAAGCAACAGCAGAAGCGGCAGCAGGCAGAAGCAACAGCAGAAGCGGCAGCAGGGAAAGGACCUCGAAGCCUCAGAAUCUGCCGCAGAAUCCUUCUCGGAUCCGUCGACUAAAAAAGCAGCGAUGGAGAGAUAUUUUUGGACGCGGCGAUGUGUUUGAAAUGAGGACGUUUUUGUUCAGGGCGGAUGAAAGUGCUAAACUCAUCUCGGUGUAG